Messenger RNA from Babjeviella inositovora NRRL Y-12698, 1044 nucleotides. RefSeq lists its product as uncharacterized. The coding region runs from base 1 to 1044 and encodes 347 amino acids. The transcript has a single exon. NCBI's taxonomy places the organism in Eukaryota, Fungi, Ascomycota, Pichiomycetes, Serinales. The record is from RefSeq and is a predicted model, not a curated record.
AUGAGCUAUCCAAUCCGCGCAUUCCGAACCAUCGUGAGAAAAACGAGUCAACUACCACUCGACCACAAAGCUGUGUCAUACCUCCGAAAGUAUGCAAAACACUCGUUCAAACAGCCACUCACAAAACGGAAUUUCGAGGCCAUCGACACCCACACCACCCUUCUAGACAGGGCAUUGCGGCUCGACGUCAGUCCGCUUGAAACGCUUAUCGAGUUAGCGUACAAACAAGGUGCAAAACCAGACAACUAUAGAGAUCGACCGCCGUGGUUGAAGCACUUCACGUCCACACGGGUAGGGAGCACCGAUGUGGAUGAUUUGGUCUACCGGUGGCCGCAGAUUCACUUGGCCGAAAGGCACAGUAAGAGCCAAGAAUACCAAAAAACGUACCGUACCUCGUUAGAGGCUCAGAAAAGGGACUUCCAGCAGCGCUAUGCGUUCAGUAUCCACAACAUAGAGGCCCUCGUGCUCUCUGAGAGCUUUAACAUCUCCUCCGACACAGCCUGCCCUCCCCCAACAACUAUCCCACUUACGGAACCAUCAGUGGUGGAAUCUCCCCUUGUUCGGCUAGAUAUCUCGCAGAUUGAAGCGUUGUACAAGCUGGUUUGCCAUACCACAAGCUUGAUCACGCACUAUAAGAAGGCGCUUCUCCCGUUCCAGGCCGAGGUCCCGCCUCACCAGUUGGGCCACCCGGUCGCCAACGUACGCAUUAAAAACAUCACAGCCAGGAAGAUCGAGGCGCUCCAGGCAUUCUUCAACAAUGACUUCAUGAACAUGUCCUUAGAAAACUUGCGCCAUCUCGAGGCCUUGGUCAAAACUGAGCAAAACUACAAGCUGUUCAACAUGGAAAGGUAUAUUAAGCAAGGGAACUCACUAUUCCCGGCUGAAAGGUUGCUCAGGAAGAUAAAGAACCGGUACACUGGGUUUACCAGAAAGCAGUACGCGUUUGGGGAGGUAUUGGGGGAGGAUAGCAGGGCUCAGAAGACCAAUGAGCUCGUCUUGCCGUCGGUUGUGAUGUGGAAACUCAAUAAAGAGCAGGAAAUGUAA